AUAUGACAGUAUAUGGAAAAAGAAAUUUUAAAUCGCAGUCAGUUCUAACUUCCAUUGAAGUUCGUAAUCGUGUUGCAAUAAAAAGCGAAUAAAGCGGUAAAGUGUUGGAAAAAUGCCUCGACGAGGACGUUCUGCGAGUCCACCACCAGCGCCCCAAAGGCGGGCUGCUCCUCCUCCCAGCCGUGUGCCUGCUCCUGCACCACCUUCUAUGCCGGCAACUAGCUCCGCUCAGCCUCAACAACCUUCUAUGUUCAGCCAAAUGGCCGCAACAGCAGGAGGUGUAGCCGUGGGGUCAGCCGUGGGUCAUGUGGCUGGUAGCGCUCUUACAGGAAUGUUUAGUGGUGGAGGUAGCAGUGAGCCAGCUCAGCAGCAGGCUGCUCAGCCAGCCCAAGCCACUUACCAGCAAUACCAGGGUACACAGCAACCACAAGGAGCCUGUGCUUGGGAAAUUAAGCAGUUCCUGGAAUGUGCCCAACAGCAAAGUGAUCUUUCUCUUUGCGAGGGAUUCAAUGAAGCUCUUCGUCAAUGCAAAGUCAACAACCACCUUUAAAUAAUCAGUGCAAUAGCUUUUAUCAUUUGAAAUUCUGUUUUAAUGGCUAAAUUAUUUGGCUACCUCAAGUCUCUAUUUCCAAUUCUAGGAGACAACUACCUGGCAAUUAUUGUUAAUUAGAAUUUUUUAAAGAUUAUUUUAGAUAAAUUUUAGUCAAUAUAAUUUUAUUAAUAUCCUUUUUGCUACAUAUGUAGCUGUUUAGACAACAUUAUUGUUAAUUAUUAGAAAUGACAUAUAUAAAAUACAUAUUAAAAUGUAA
Molecule: messenger RNA, 809 nt
Organism: Pieris rapae (cabbage white)
Lineage: Eukaryota; Metazoa; Arthropoda; Insecta; Lepidoptera; Pieridae
Gene: Chchd2
Product: coiled-coil-helix-coiled-coil-helix domain-containing protein 2
Exons: 3
Coding region: 113-550 (145 amino acids)
Biological process (GO): mitochondrion organization
Cellular component (GO): mitochondrion; nucleus
Source: RefSeq, a predicted model, not a curated record